Messenger RNA from Hemiscyllium ocellatum (epaulette shark), 3327 nucleotides. Its product is annotated as 5'-AMP-activated protein kinase subunit beta-2-like. Gene Ontology annotation, molecular function: protein kinase binding. The transcript is spliced from 8 exons. Lineage: Eukaryota; Metazoa; Chordata; Chondrichthyes; Orectolobiformes; Hemiscylliidae. The record is from RefSeq and is a predicted model, not a curated record. Gene Ontology annotation, biological process: signal transduction. Gene Ontology annotation, cellular component: nucleus; nucleotide-activated protein kinase complex; cytoplasm. The coding region runs from base 215 to 1039 and encodes 274 amino acids.
AGAGCGCGAGAGCAACAGGUUCACCCUGGUCCCGGCUAAUAACGUCCCUGAGGCCGGGGCAGCACAGCACAUCAGCAAGUGUCCCAGCUCUUGUCACCGUCUCCAACGUCCCCUUCCUUCGAAGCAAAAACGAAGGGAUACCCAGACAGUGUGUGUGGAGCUAUAUUGUUUUUGAAAUUUUGACCAUAAUAAUAGUACCAAUACUGUCAGAACAAUGGGGAACACCAGCAGUGACCGUAUGGGAACAGAUCGCCAUGGAGGAUCCAAGUCCCACCGAAGUGAUAGCAUGGGAUCUUCACCAUCAUCAAAAGAGAAUGAACGUCCUAAAAUCAUGGUGGACAGCACAGAUGACCCCAAUAUUUUUCAUACACACGACUCAAAGCCUCUCACUGAUAAGGAAUUUGUAUCCUGGCAACCUGAUGUAGACGAAUCUGUAAAAUUUCCUAAGCAAGCUCGCCCCACUGUUAUUCGCUGGGUGGGUGGCGGGAAAGAAGUGUUCAUAUCUGGAUCCUUCAACAACUGGCAUACCAAGAUUCCACUUAUUAAAAGCCAUAAUGACUUUAUUGCUAUUCUUGAUCUACCAGAAGGGGAACACCAAUACAAAUUUUUUGUAGAUGGGCAGUGGGCUCAUGAUCCUGCAGAGCCAGUAAUAACUAGUCAGCUCGGGACGAUCAAUAAUGUCAUUCAAGUGAAGAAAUCUGAUUUUGAAGUAUUUGAUGCUCUUAAGCUGGACUCGCUAGAGUGUUCAGAUACUUCAGAUUUGUCAAGCUCCCCUCCAGGUCCAUAUCAUCAGGAUAUAUAUGUGUUGAGACCUGAAGAACGUUUUAAGGCGCCUCCCAUUUUACCUCCCCAUCUUCUCCAGGUCAUUCUCAACAAGGACACACACAUUUCAUGUGAUCCAGCUUUACUACCUGAACCAAACCAUGUGAUGUUGAAUCAUCUAUAUGCACUUUCCAUAAAAGAUGGUGUGAUGGUUCUUAGUGCCACCCAUCGAUAUAAGAAGAAAUAUGUUACUACUUUACUCUAUAAGCCAAUCUGAUCUGCCAUUUCUAGCCAGCAUGCUCAAAUGGUAAAUUAAUGUCUGUUAGUUGGCUAUUCAGUGAUGGAGCUUCAUUAGGAUUUUAGCAGUUUGUGUUGGUUGCCUUCUACAUAAUAGUUACAAGCACUUUACCAGAUUGACGUGCAAUUGUGACACUGAAUGCUAUGGCAUCAACUAGGGCAAUGCAGAAUGUUUACUUUAGAUUUGUACUUUGGGAAACUUGAAAUGCAUCUGAAAUUGAGGAGCUAUCUCAGCCAUGAUGAGCUGUUUUACAAGGAAAAACUUUGUUGAAAUUCAAAUGAUUUUGAAAUAUGUCAAAAAUCUUAGUAUUUUAAUUUAUAUUACAUUUGACUUCAGGGGAGUGAAACAACUUUUUGUUUUAGUAAAAUACAUUUUUUGAUUGAAAUCUUUGACUGUUUAGUAUGUAGAAGUGUGCUUAAUACCUGAACCUUUAUAUGUAGCAGCACAGCUACUUAAUUUAAUGUAGAUGCACUGGUGUGAAUAUUUUUGAUGAAACUUAUUACCUAGAAUAUUGGUUUUCAAAAUGUGAAGUACACCAAAUAAUGAUUUCCCCCAGCUAGCAAAUGUAUUUAAGAAGCUGUUUAAAGGAUUGACAAAAAUAAAACAAAAAAUUGUAAUUAGAGGUUAGAAUUUUAAUAUUAGAAACUGACUAAAACUCCAUUUGCACAGAGUUGAUACAUUGAACAGAGGAUUUUUGUUGUGAUUUUAAAUAAUGAUAAAUAAGUUCAGAAUCAUGCUGACUGGUGAAACUGGCAGAUAGGUGAAAUUAAAUGCAAAGAAGUGUGAAAUAAUACACUUUGAUAGCAGAAUGAGAAAUGGUAAUAUAAACCAAAUUGUACAGUUGGCUGGAGGGGAACACAGAUAUGGAACUAAACAAAUAUCCUAGAGAGUAACAGGACAAGUUGAGAAGUUUUGUUUGUUAAAGAAAAACAUCUGGGAUCCUUGGCUUUAGCAAUAGUGACUUCAGAGUAUGAAAAGUUGUAUAGUAAGCAAAGCCUUUGCAAGAAGUACUAAGAAUGAGGGACUUCAGUGAAGUGAACAGAAUUUUAAAAAUCUGGGGGUUAUUCUCUUGAGGGCAGAGAUAGUAAAGAUUAUGAAUGAUCUUGAUAAUGUACAUAAAGAAAAAGUAGUUUCCAGUAGUCGGAGAAUAUGGAUGUAGGUUGACUACAAAACGACUAGAAGCAACAUUUGCGAAGAACAAGUUGUCAUGAUCCGGACUGCACUGCCUGAAAGGAAAUUGAUUCAAUAGUAUCUUCUAAAAGGAAUUGGAUAAAUACUUGAAGUGAACAUAUUUACAGAGCUACGAGGAAAGAGCAGGAGGGUGUGAUAAUCAUUCUUUUGAAGAACCAGCACAGGUGCAAUGAUAGACUGGCUUCCUUCUGUUGAAGGGUUUUUGCCCGAAACGUCAAUUUUCCUGCUCCUUGGAUGCUGCCUGACCUGCUGUGCUUUUCCAGCACCACUCUAAUCUUGACUCUGAUCUCCAGCAUCUGCAGUCCUCAUUUUCACCUGGCACCCUUCAGUGCCAUGUCAUUCAGCGAUUCAAUGAAAGGGCAGCUAGGAGAGCAUUAUAGCCAUGGAAUCAUUUUUGCUAAUGAUUUCAGAUCAAAUUGAUCUAACUGAUUGUUCUGCCAGUUGAAUUACUGCCAAGUGACAAGUCAAGAGUCUUUAUUUUAUUUCAAGAUGCAGGUGCUGCAGGGAAGUUUAAUUUUUAUCAGGGCUAAUAAUUGAAACUAAUCUAAAGCUGCAAGUUAAAAGUGCACAAGCAUGAAGAUUUGAAAUAAUUAUCUUAUUUGAAUAUCAAAGUCUAAGAGCUGGGGUCGUUGCUCAUCUGUAGAAACUGAAUUGGGAAAUAAUUUAUAUUUCCAAGUAUUUGAAGCAAUCGCUGGCUGAUUUGUCACUUGCUAGCAGAACUGGAGUACAGUAACUAUGCAUUAUAAGGUAAAUUUGUUAGCACCCUGAAAAAGUUUUCCUUUGAAACAAUGGGAAACAUGACAUUUGAGUUGUACCAAAUGAUCCAUUGUUCUGAGGGCAGUACAAAUUGUUUGAGGAAUUUCAAAGCCUUAUAUUGUUGAUUCUUUGCACUCCUUUGUGAUUGAAUAGCAAGUAUGUUUCCUGUACAGAUUUUUGUUGGAGCACAAAGUGGUCUAGAUUUGUGUGUGGAAUAGCAUGAAUAUUUGUCUUUACAGAUACUGGAGUGCACUUCCUGUGUAAAUUGAUGUGUAUACUAUAUAAGGUUGUAACAAAAAUAAAAUCAGCUGAUUACAUAA